This is a messenger RNA of Melampsora larici-populina 98AG31, 492 nucleotides long. RefSeq lists its product as uncharacterized. The transcript has a single exon. The record is from RefSeq and is a predicted model, not a curated record. NCBI's taxonomy places the organism in Eukaryota, Fungi, Basidiomycota, Pucciniomycetes, Pucciniales, Melampsoraceae. Bases 1 to 492 code for a protein of 163 amino acids.
AUGGAUUCGGUUGAGAGUACAACGGUUGCCAGGCACGAUGAUCGAAAUGAGCAGCAGGAGAGUGGUGAGGGUGUUGGGUAUGGUUCAAAUCGGAUUGAAAGUGAUGCCCAGCAUGUGCAUACGCAAUCAUGCUGGCUGGACCUGAAUCCGAAUAGGAUGUGGCCGGGUACGAAAUGCCAGAAGAUGAUGGAUAUGAAGAUGGUGGGUACGAUGAUGGGUAGAGAGGUGGGUACGACGGAGGUGGGUACAAGCCGGGUGGAAAUAGAUGUUGAGCGUGAGCGUUAUGACCAUGGUGAUGAACGCCAGAAAGAGGGAAGGACGGAGGUGGGUGAAAAGAAGGUGGUGGAUGAUGACCACGAGAAUAUCCAGGAUAUUCACUGGGUGGAACAUAUCCGCUCGGAGGAACUGGAGCGGGGACUGGAUGAUCCUGAUUCGAUUGAAUUGAGUCAGGGUUGGGGAUGCGAUUUACGUGUACAGUGGGAUUUGAUGUAG